AUGCGUGCCGCCGCGGCCGGGAACACGGGGUGCCCCAGCCGCCCCGCCCACGGGGCCGCUGCCGCACUGCCCCCUGGGACGUGGAGUUCUCCGCCGGCGCAGUCGGGCGUACGGCAGCAGCAGGAAAACAACAACUCCCGGGAUGCAGCUCGGCGCGGUCUGGCUCAGUUACGCUCCCGAACGCGGAAACGUGGAGGCGGUGUGGAAGUGACAGGGCUGGGCGUGCUCCCGCGCCCCAUGGCUGCGGUCGGCGCCUACCGCUGCAUCGAGUGCAGCCGGGAGGCGGCGGAGCUGUACCGGGACUACCAGCGCGGGGUGCUCCGUAUCUCCAUCUGCAAAUCCUGCCAGAAACCUGUGGAUAAAUACAUUGAGUAUGAUCCUGUUAUCAUCUUGAUUAAUGCAGUUUUAUGCAAAGCACAAGCAUACAGGCACAUUCUUUUCAAUACAAAGAUAAAUAUUCAUGGGAAGCUCUGCAUAUUUUGUUUGCUCUGUGAAGCUUAUAUCCGGUGGUUGCAACUACAGGAUUCAAGCCAAAAUACAGAUCCUGAUGACUUAAUCAGAUAUGCCAAAGAAUGGGAUUUUUAUCGAAUGUUUGGCAUAGCUUCUUUAGAACAAACUUCAUUUUUCAUUGGCAUUUUUAUUACUUUGUGGUGGAUGACACCUGAGAUGCUGAAAAGAAAGUCUGACUUCAUUUUACUUCUCAAAGCACUGCUGUUGUCCACCUAUGGAAAGCUUCUGCUAAUUCCAGCUGUUAUUUGGGAGCACGACUACACGCCUCUGUGCCUUGCGUUUAUAAAAGUGUUUGUCUUGAUAUCAAACUCUCAGGCAAUUAGAGUUACCUUGAACUUGAACCGAAUACUCCCUUGGUUUGCCAUCUUCUUUGGAUUAAUUUUGGAGAAUGGUGUGGUCUGUUUGUUCCAGAAAAUGGGAUGGGAUGUUUGAAAUGUCAGCCCAGUGAAGAGAUACCAACAAUAUGAUGAUAAUUUUCUAAGAAUGAUCUCCGCCAGCAGGCUCCAAAACCACUCUUUUAGUAGGGAUAAAGAAGGCAAUAGAUAACAAAAAAAAAAAAUUAGAAGUUUGGCUAUUUACUGUUCUGAGCCAUAAAACUUCAGCCUUAGGUUGUUUAUUUUCCCAUUAAAAAUACGAAUGUCUCAUAUCCUAACAGUUUUAUAAAUCUGGCUGCAUAGCUGUGGCUAUAAGAAGAAAAAACCUGCUACCAAUCAGUGCAUUUUGGCAGAGAGAGGAGGAUAAAUUGUUCCCUUAAGAGGAAGGGAGUCAGUGCAAAAAUGUAAAAGCCCAAAUUUAUAUUUCUGCUAAACCAGAUUUUCAAAGAGAGAAGUGAACAUUUGCAAAUAGUUUAUUAGGGAAAAGACAAGUAUUCCAGAGUGAAACUACAAUGGGAAAACCAAACUGCAUUCUCUGGAAUGUUUGUAUAACAAUCCAAAAUAAUAAAAUAUCUAGUUCUAGAGUAAUCUCUAGGAAUGAUAGGUUUAUACUGGCUUGAAAUCUUAGGUGAUGUCAUAAAUACUUGAAGUUUUAUGUGAUCUCAUAAAUACUUGAAGUUUUAUGUGAUCUCAUAAACGCUGCUUUGUUCUGAAAGCUGAAGAGAGAGUGAAAGGACUGGUCCCCAACUUCCAGGGUUGUUCGGGAUACCGCUUCUCCUGCAUUUAAGUCACAUCCCCCCCACCCAGUCCUCAUCUGGCUGUACAUCCAGUGGAAGCAAAAACUGAAACGUGAGGCCAUUCAGCAAUAGAACGGUACUUUUAAAACAAACAAACAAAAAUGUUUAGGCCUAAAUUAAUGAAGAGACAUUGAUAGAAGUUCUGCACCUCAGCAGACAAAAGGAGAGCUAAGUGGCCCGCAAAGGAACUGACAGAAUCAGUUUCCUCAAGACAGUAAUAAGGACACAAACCCACUUUUGCGCAGACCAGUUUCUGUUCAUCCCAUCCAAUAUUUAACUCUCCUGCUUGAGUGCUGGAACACUGUACUGUCCAUAGGGAUUACUUCCAUUCUUUGUUUUCCUCAGAUGUCGUCUCAUGUCUGUGUUUUCCAGAAUGAAUCAAAAAGCAUUUUGCAACAUCUUCAAGUUAAUUCCCAACAGGCUUUGAGUAAGUCUAGAUUAUGACCACAGAAGACAUCAAACUUGUUUGUCUGAUGGAACUGCCCAUGCUAAAUGCAAGUUACUUGAUCAGAAAAGCAAAUGGUUGCUGAUUCUCUUUUAUGAAAUCAAAGGCUGACAGCCCUUUUGUUGUUUGUGUUACACUUUGCAACUUCCUGAGCAUGUCAGAUAAAGCAAAAAACCCCAAAUUGCAACAUUUUUAAGUAUGUGAGAUUCUUUAUUUGAUUGGUAGUGAAUUAAUUUCCCCAAGCUGAGUCUGUUUUGUCCGUGACAGUAACUGGUAACUUAACUCUCCCCAUCCUUAUCUCGACCCGUGAGCCUUUCCUUUUAUUUUCUCUCCAGCGCCUACCUGGGGAGUGACAGAGCAGCUUUAUGAGCAUCUGACAUCUGGACUGGGUCAAUCCACCACAACUCUGGAUGUCUCUUCUGAAAAAUGUGCACAAUUUCUAAUGCCAAUUUUGAUUGUCUAACAAUGUCACAACAGUGCUUUGGUUUAUUCUUCUUAGCUUAUAGUUGUUGGCGGUUUUUUUUUAUAUUUAUCAUAUGUGUCAUGGUUAUCUAUACACCCCACAAAAGGGAAUUUUUGUUUGGUUUUUUUUCAGAUAUUUGGUCUGGCACAGGUUUCAGUCUAGAGGCUGAGUGGAGCCCAUUUAGGUGUAACUGAUGCAGGUUUUUAUAUGUAAACAUGAUGUCAACAGCAAAAUUGUAAAUACAAUGUAUAUUAGUUUUAUUUGAGGACAGUCUUCUUAAAUUAAACAUUAUUUUGAAUUUUUAAAAACUGAUUUCAGGUAUUUUUUGAGGUUUUUUUCAGAACACCGAGAAUGAACACAAACACAUUCUGAAAGAAGCAGUGUUUACCUGGUGUGCCACAUACGCUGAUAAUGUAUUAGUUAUGCACUCUGUAAUGCUGCCAGGAGUCACCACUGCCCUUACACAAUUCUGAAGCAAGAGAAGACAAUUAAAAGCUCCAGAGCUGUGGAACAAAAGCAGGUGUGGUACAGGUUCUCAGUCUUCAGAGGCAUUAUUAGUAAUGUAGAGCAUUCAGCAUUGUUUGGUGUUAAAGCUACUCAUUUACCAAAACUGACCUGACAAAUACACUUAAUAUAUCAUAAAUCUAGGGGGAGCUUAAGGACACCCACUGGGGGAGGGCAGAUGAGUGCAUUUUUUACGCUUUUGAAAGAGAGAACCUCUGCAGAGAGAACCAAAGCUCUGCCUGUUUAAAACCGUCACAUCUGUCUUGCUUUUACUCCUUUUGGUCUUUUGAACUCAUCUUUUUUCCAUAAGCUUUCUAUAAUGUAACAGUUACCUGUGCUGGAAGAUGGAUGGCAAAUAGCCCUUUCUAUGUAUCAUCAUUUGUUUCAUUAACUUACAGGAGAGGAUUUAUUUGAGUUAAAAUACAGCAGCCUGGACAUGAACCUCUAGAAACUCUUUGAGUUUUGCUUGGAAUCAGACGGGGUAUUGUGGCCUAUGGAGCAAAUUCACAGCUCCAUUGCAUGAAACACACAGGAGAAGCAGGGGUGUUAUUGAGACAUGGAUUGAGCAAUGGCUCAGUGAUUGAGCAGGGGGAGCUGGGAACUUCUGUGGGUCCAUGGGCCACGUAGCAAGUAUUUAGAAAUCAGUGUAUGCAAAAUCAGAGAAUUACCAUAAAAACUAAGGAGAGUUAAAAGAGAAGGCAGGAGUCUGGCAGACUUCUACAAAAUUAAGGUGGCAAUAAAAACAAAGGAGAUAGCAUCUCAAGGAAAAAAUAUGUUAGAAAAUACACUCAUAAACAUCAAUACUGUAUAUCAUCAAGCAAAUAUAAAAACACCCUACUCCCAAUUUUACAAAUUAUGAACAUGAAAAAAAGAGUAGUAUUUAUUGCAGACAUUUUUGUAAUAGUCUAAGUGACAACAUGACAUACCAAAAGAUGACUUCCAACCAGUAAAGUCUAUGAGAUUCCCUAGAAAAAAUACCAGUAACCACAUUACUUCAAUGGUUUGCACUACAGCCUUGAAAAUACACUUUUAUAAGGCAGAAUUACCAAGUGUACACUGAUAGAAUUAGUCACUAAAUAGGAAGAGCUGUGCAACAGCAGAGCUAGCUUCUCCCUUUAUUCUGCUUCAGUGUGUGCUGCAUUAAGCUUUGCUGGUGCAAGGGCUACUACCCUUGUGACCUCCUGUACGUACAGACAAGGGAGCCCUUUCUUCCACACUGAGUCCUAUCUCAGAGGCAUAUAAGCUGCCAUUUGUUACCCCAGUCUUCACCAAACUGAAAGUAAAGUAGGACAUCUGUACUGGAAAACUAUUAGCUGAUUUCUGAUAAAACAAGCAGGCCCUUGUUUCUCAGGGGCUCGCCUGCUUUUGCAUUCCUUGAGCCUCCCCAGCCCGGUGGUGUUAAGCACUGCAGUGCCAUCUGGAGUUGAUAAGGAAACCUCUCUUGAUAAGGAAACCUCUGUUGAUUUCAAAACUGGAAGGAACACACAGACACUCUCACAUGUGUGUUCUUGGAUUAAUUUUGUUUUUUUUUUUUUAAAUGACAAAUCCCAGCUUUUAAGAAUGAACAUCCAUCUUCAGUUUGGAGAAAUGUGAGAAUGAAAUUAGUGAUGAAAAACAGGUCAUAAAAUAUUUGUUUUGGUGACUUGGUACCAAGGUCAAUUCAAGAUACAACCACAAAAGCUAUAAAAUGCAAAUUAUUCCAGGAUGACAUCUCUUAAAAACCUAAAUAGUCCCACAAGCUGGGGUUAUUCUGAGUCUUGUCGAGCUCUGCAAAAAUUCAUGUGGCAAGAGAGAAUGAAUGCAUUCCUCCACUGCUAAAAAUCAAUAGGAUUUUUGUUUAUGAAUUAAUUUGAAACUCAGGCUUCUGCAGUUAAAAUUUGCAGGAAGCUGUAUAUAACAAGAUUCUCAUUUUCUCUCCUGCCUCUUAGCUAUUCUGACCUUCUUAGUCUUUCCAGUAACGCUUAUUAUAUUACUGAGGUGGCAAAAAAAGAAGAUAUGAACAUAAGGAGCUUCAUAACAUGAUCUGCUGUCCUAAAUUUGUAGAGUUUUUUUUGAGCUCUGUGUAGACAAAUGACAGGUCUGCAGCAACUAAGGAAUACUGUUAAUGAUGUUUUAAUCACUAUUCAUUAGAAUAAUAGAUAUUGUUUGGGUUUGUUUGGGUUUUUUACCCUGGGUAAAAAUGUGGUUUAAAUUCCUUUACAUAGAAGCAUUAGAGUGUGAAUUUAAGACUUUUCACAUGUGCUGGGUGCUGCUGAAAUAAAUUCAGAUGAUCCCCUUGA
This is a messenger RNA of Hirundo rustica (Barn swallow), 5372 nucleotides long. It is a transcript of the gene ARV1, whose product is annotated as ARV1 homolog, fatty acid homeostasis modulator. NCBI's taxonomy places the organism in Eukaryota, Metazoa, Chordata, Aves, Passeriformes, Hirundinidae. The record is from RefSeq and is a predicted model, not a curated record. Gene Ontology annotation, cellular component: cortical endoplasmic reticulum; Golgi apparatus. Gene Ontology annotation, biological process: regulation of plasma membrane sterol distribution; sterol metabolic process; intracellular sterol transport.